Molecule: messenger RNA, 2088 nt
Organism: Acanthamoeba castellanii str. Neff
Lineage: Eukaryota; Discosea; Longamoebia; Acanthamoebidae
Product: ubiquitin specific protease, putative
Exons: 10
Coding region: 1-2088 (695 amino acids)
Biological process (GO): protein deubiquitination
Cellular component (GO): nucleus; cytosol
Molecular function (GO): cysteine-type deubiquitinase activity; cysteine-type endopeptidase activity
Source: RefSeq, a predicted model, not a curated record
AUGUGGCUGGCACAGCACUGGGUGAGCGGUCACAAGGGCCAGUGCGGGGCACUGAGCGCCCAGAAGCAGUACAUCGCCACCACCGCCGCCGCUACCACCGCCUCGGCCAAGCAGCAGGCUCCCCAGAAGACUGCAGCACCGCAGCCGCAGCCGUCUCUCAAGAAGUCCACCGAGGCCACCAACGCUGCGCCGUCCCUCUUUUCCCCCACGCAGCUGAGCAAUCUGCUGUCGACGCGGCCGCAGGAGCUGGGCGUGGGACUGGUCAACCGGGGCAACACGUGCUACAUCAACUCGGUGCUCCAGUGUUUCUCGCACACGGCACCCCUGCGGGCCUACCUCGCGUCGAGCGAACACUCGCGCUCCUGCAAGGUGAGAACGCACGGCUUCUGUUUGCUAUGUGCGCUGGAGGAGCACACCAAGCAACUGUUUCGGGAAUUCGCGAGCAGCGUGAUGAUGGGCAUGCAGUCCAGCAUUCUCCAAAACUACCGCGCGCAGCACCCCAACGGUCCGCCCAACCUCGGCCCCGGCUUCGAAGAGACCAGCCUCGUCUACCAGCUCUUUGGCGGCCGUUCCCGCAGCAGGGUGCGAUGCGGAGCGUGUUCGGCGAUUGUGACGAACUAUGAGCCCUUCCUGGACCUCAAUCUGGAGCUGUCGGCCGGGGCGUCGCUGGAGGAGGCCCUCGACAGCUACACCACAAUCGAACACUUUGACCUUUCAACCGGCUACAAAUGUGGAAGGUGCAACAAGGUGGUGACGGCCCAGAAGCAGCUGACGGUGGACAGGGCGCCGCCUAUUCUGGUGGUGCAGCUCAAGCGAUUCGACGUCAUGAGCGGCGGCGGAAAGAUCAAUAAGACCGUCACCUUCCGCGAGCAGCUCGACAUCGCCAAGGUGAUGAGCGAAGACAAGAAGGAGGAGGGAGGCGUGCUCUACGAACUGUACGGCACGAUCGUGCAUUACGGCCGCACCAUGUUCAGUGGACACUACGUGUCGUUCAUCAAAUCCAACGGCCUCUGGCACCUAUUCGACGACGACCAGGUGGUGGAGGUCAACAACGCCAUCGUGCUCAAGCAGAACGCGUACAUGCUGUUCUUCCAGCGGGUCUACACGCCCGAGCAGAUGGCGAGGCAGGAGCAGCAGCUGCUGCAGCUGCCCCAACAGCUCUCGCUGCCCCAGGAGUCCCAGCAGCAGCAGCAGCAGCAACAGCAGAGCAAGAGCCAGCGGCGACGAAACAACAAAAAGACGAACGAGGCCAACAACGCUCAGCAGCAGCAGCAGACGGCCGCACCAGCAGUGGCCACGGAGGCGAAGGCGGAGCCGCCGCCGGAGUGGAAGCUGCCCAAGUACCGCGUGUUCUACACCGAGGAGGAGAGCGGGGAGGAAAGCUGGAUCAAGGACCUCCUGCUCGUCGCCGAGGUGCCCGCCGAGCUGCCGUUUGAAGUGGACCCCAAGGCGGCGCGGGCCUCGUUCUACCAGGCCAACGCCACCCUUGUCGCGACCAUGCCCCUCAAGCGCGACGACGCCGACGCCGACGCCGACGCCACCAAGCCGGACCACCAGGCCACCAGCGCCGCCGCCGACGUCGAGGUGGCCCUGCUCCCCGACCGCCGCUUCGUGCUCAAGGAGAUAGGCGUCGACCCCGAGAAGGAGCUCAACGUCGAGCCCGUCGCCACCGAGGAGAAGGAGAAGGAGGUGGAAACUGUUGCGGCCACCACCACUAAGCCCGCCGACGCCGCCGCCAGCACCACCAGCGAUGAUGACAAGAAGGUGCCAACUACAGCGCCCGCGCUGCCGUUCAUGGACCUGGGGCGGUUGAAGCAGGCGCUGGCAGAUGAGAGCAACAAGGAGGAGGCCAGCUAUGCGAAGCUGUGGGACGACAUCCGCGCGUUCUACGCGGCGGUCAAGUCGGGCGACGCGGCGGGCUACCUGCAGCUGCGUAGCGCGAUCCAGCGACAGGAGGCCCAGCGCAGCCAGCAGCUGGCGCAGGACGACGAGGAGCAGUUCAUGCUCAAGCUCAAGAAGACCAAACGCAACGACCCGUGCCCGUGCAACAGCGGCCGCAAGUUCAAGCAGUGCCAUGGCAUGGCUUGA